Lactuca sativa (garden lettuce) is the source of this 1802-nucleotide messenger RNA. RefSeq names its product CLP protease proteolytic subunit 1 (gene CLPR1). Gene Ontology annotation, biological process: protein quality control for misfolded or incompletely synthesized proteins. NCBI's taxonomy places the organism in Eukaryota, Viridiplantae, Streptophyta, Magnoliopsida, Asterales, Asteraceae. The record is from RefSeq and is a predicted model, not a curated record. Gene Ontology annotation, cellular component: endopeptidase Clp complex. Gene Ontology annotation, molecular function: ATPase binding; serine-type endopeptidase activity; ATP-dependent peptidase activity.
AUCGUCGUUCUUGGUCACAUAAAUCAAAUUUAUAGAAAGAUUAAACAAAUAGAGAUAAAUCCAGAUUCCAUUUCAAACCCUUUGUUUUGUUGCAGACUGCAGAGAGUUUCAUGGCGACGUCGCUACUCCUUUCACCUCUAUCUGCUCCGACAGUCGACAAUAAUCGGGAGUCAAGCAGUUCCUCCGCCCUGUUCUUGAAAUCGUCUUUUCUCCACAACACCACUCAUUUCCUCCAUGCUCCUUCAACGAAAGAUGCCGCAAUUAGGAGAAGAUGUUUUAGAUCUCCGGUCACCGCCGCCGAUAAAUCUCUGGAUUACAUACCGAAGCAGUUUAGGGAAGGAAACCUUAAAGACGGAUUGAUGGAAAAUUACAAAAAUGUCCCUCAAUACCUUUAUGGUCUGAGUCCUACACAAAUGGACAUGUUCAUGACAGAAGAUAAUCCCGUAAGAAAGCAAGCAGAAUCCGUCACAGAGGAAACAAUUUCAUCAUCUCAUAAUUACUUAAACCACGGAGGAAUGUGGACCCUAUCAGGAACGAACAACAGGGGGCCCGCAAAAUACAGUAUGAGUGUCAGCAUGUAUCGCGGAGGUGGCGGCAGAGCUUCCGGAAGACCUAGAAGUGCACCUCCUGAUCUUCCAUCACUGCUUCUAGAUGCUCGUAUUUGUUACCUAGGAAUGCCUAUUGUUCCUGCAGUGACUGAGCUUCUUGUUGCUCAAUUUAUGUGGUUGGAUUAUGAUAAUCCAGCUAAGCCUAUUUAUCUUUACAUCAAUUCAUCUGGAACACAGAAUGACAAAAUGGAGACAGUGGGGUCUGAAACAGAAGCAUACGCGAUUGCUGACAUCAUGGCUUACUGUAAGUCAGAGGUGUAUACGGUCAACUGUGGGAUGGCAUUUGGUCAAGCAGCAAUGCUAUUGUCUCUUGGAACCAAAGGGUUUCGUGCAUUGCAGCCGAAUUGUUCAACAAAAUUAUAUCUACCAAAAGUCAACCGGUCAAGUGGGGCAGCAAUUGACAUGUGGAUUAAGGCAAAGGAAUUGGAUACAAACACGGAUUACUUUCUAGAGCUACUUGAAAAGGGAAUUGGAAAACCGAAAGAUGAAAUCAGGAAAGAUAUUCAGAGGCCUAAGUAUUUACAAGCUCAAGAAGCCAUUGAUUAUGGGAUUGCUGACAAGAUUAUUAGCUCAAGAGAUAAUGCUUUUGAGAAGCGGAAUUAUGAUGAGAUUCUUGCGCAAUCGAAGGCGGCAAGGAGAGGUGCGGGUGGUGGUGCACAGGCGGCGCCUUCUGGAUUUAGGUAGAUUUGAAAUGAUGGAGGUUUGGUUGCUGAUUUGUGUAUCAUAUUGGUCUACUUUUAAAGGAUGGUAUUAUUGUAUAUGGUCAUGAAUGGAAGAAUUUAUGACCUUCUGUAGAACAAUGUGAUAGCUUGAAGCUCAGAAAAAAAAAUAGUAAUGUGUACUUUUUUUACCUUUUGGACCUAUACAAUAUGUGCACUUUUUAACUUUACUGCAAAUUUUAUCACGGAGAAUAUACAUAGAUUAUUAUGGUUUUUGUUUCGACUAUAGAACCACAUGCCCUAUAGGAGGUUGUUGCUUUGCUUGAUUCAAGCUUUCAUGAUGACACCAAAAAACCGACCUUUCUAACUAGUUUUAUUAUACGGGUUCACAGGUCUACAAGUCAAUCGUCGCAUUCAAGUUCAUGGGUUAUAAAGUUAUUGGAAAAUGACUCUUAAGGGUAAUUAACUAUUGAGUUUGUUUUUAUUUGGUCUCUUUUUUUUGUACUCAAUAUAUCAUCGAAUUUGUUUAUGUUCA